This is a messenger RNA of Anopheles coustani, 6506 nucleotides long. Its product is annotated as rho-associated protein kinase 1. Gene Ontology annotation, cellular component: cytoplasm; cytoskeleton. Bases 874 to 5076 code for a protein of 1400 amino acids. The transcript is spliced from 11 exons. Gene Ontology annotation, molecular function: ATP binding; Rho-dependent protein serine/threonine kinase activity; small GTPase binding. NCBI's taxonomy places the organism in Eukaryota, Metazoa, Arthropoda, Insecta, Diptera, Culicidae. Gene Ontology annotation, biological process: cortical actin cytoskeleton organization; regulation of cell junction assembly; mitotic cytokinesis. The record is from RefSeq and is a predicted model, not a curated record.
GAUUCAGCCCGUGUAGUGUUGUAAAAGUCAGCUUUCGGUUCGGAAGCUGCAUGUUUCUUGUGUUUGCCCGCUGCUCGUCGUAAUUUUUGUCGGUUGUGUUUCGCUGCGUUACCCGUGUGCCGUUGCGCGAGCGUCAGUUCAGUGCGCCACCGCGGGGCGAGACCAAAUUCCAGCCAAUCGGCGUCUCUGUCCGUUUCAUCGGCUGCCAAAACCCAGCCCACCAGGUCGCAGCCUACUUGCUGCGCUUCUACGUCCGCGACAAAAUACCAGCGCGCUCCUGGGUGGCUUCACAUACGCGAACCUUUUGCAUUUUUCCUGCUGCCUGGUGACAAAUGACAGAACGCAGCAGCGCAAGGUAACCUUUCCCGUGUAUAGUGCACGGCCUGCUGCUUUGCAAUUGUCACCACAGGCACAGGCGACCCAGGCAGCAACCCGUAUCAUUCUGCAUCAUCAUGUCACGCUGUUGCGCGCUAUCGCUGCAAAUAAAGGGAAAACUAGCAAAAAGUAACAAGUUCUAAAUGUAAAGCAAGUGCAUCAAAGAGGCCUUGGGGGCGAACGAGAACACGGCGAAGACGACGACGACGACGACGACGACGCUGUGUUGUGUGGUGGAGAGUGUGUCAACAAGUGGUACUUAAUGCUUAUACACAAAUAGGUACGGCUUGGCCGAAUAACAAACAAACGGGGAAAGGCUGCUGUGCCUAAUCUCUUCCGGACGGGAGGGGUGGUGCUGUAUGUGUGCGCACACACAACGGGUUAGCAAAACAACGUACGACUCAUCAAUGUAAAAAGGAAAGAAUAAACAGAGCGGACACACGGACACCAGCACACACAUACACAAACAAACACCCACGUACACACAAGAGCAGCCAGAUGGAGAUGGAAUCAUCGAGCAAAACCAUGGACGACGCUCGUCGGAAGCGGCUGAUGGAGUUGGAGCAGAAGAUUCGCGAUCCGUCUGGCAUCGCGAAUAUCGACUGCCUGCUGGACGCGGUCACCGCGCUCGUGGCCGAUUGCGAUCACGACACUGUAAAUAUAAUAAAAAACAUAGAAAUUUUCAUCGGACGAUACAAAGACUUCGCGCAGGACAUCGUCAACCUGCGCAUGAGGCCGGACGAUUUCACCUCGAUCAAGCUGAUCGGACACGGUGCAUUCGGCGAGGUGCACCUCGUGCGGCACAAGAGCUCCAAGCAGGUGUACGCGAUGAAGCGCCUGUCGAAGCUGGACAUGCUGACGCGCCAUGAUACCGCCUUCUUCUGGGAGGAGCGGUACAUUAUGGCGCACGCGAACUCGGAGUGGAUCGUGCAGCUGCACUUUGCCUUCCAGGACACCAAGUACCUGUACAUGGUGAUGGACUACAUGCCGGGCGGCGACAUCGUCUGCCUGAUGAACAUGUACGAGAUCCCGGAGAAGUGGGCGGUAUUCUACACGAUGGAGGUGGUGAUGGCGCUCGACACGAUCCACAACAUGGGCUUCAUCCACCGGGACGUGAAGCCGGACAACAUGCUGCUGGACAAACACGGCCACCUGAAGCUGGCCGACUUCGGUACCUGCAUGCGCAUCGGUGAGGACGGGCUGGUGCACUCGUCGAACGCGGUCGGCACGCCCGACUACAUCAGCCCGGAGGUGCUGCAGUUCCAGGGUGCUCAGGGUGGAUACGGGCGCGAAUGCGACUGGUGGUCGGUCGGCGUCUUCCUGUACGAGAUACUGAUCGGCGAGACACCCUUCUACUCGGAGGGGCUGGUGGGGACGUACGCGAAGAUCAUGGACCACAAGAACAGCCUGCAGUUCCCGGAGGACGUGCCGAUCAGCGAAAGCGCCAAGUCGAUCAUCAAGGGCUUCCUCACCGACCAAACGGUGCGCCUCGGUCGCAACAACGUCGACGAGAUCAAGUCGCACCCGUUCUUCAAGAACGACACCUGGACGUUCGAGAACGUGCGCCAGUCGGUGCCGCCAGUCGUACCGGAGCUCAGCAGCGACGACGAUACGCGCAACUUCGAAGAAGUCGAACGCAAGGCCACCGUCGACGUGCAAAUCCCAAAGCCAAAAAUCUUCUCCGGCUUCCACCUGCCGUUCAUCGGUUUCACGUACACCAGCGACUAUCAGCUGCUGAGCGGGGCGUCCGCUGGUGCCGCCGCCGCACAGGAGGAUGCUACCGACCACAACGACCACCAGGGCGCCCGCGCCCAGCAUCGCCACCGGCCGUCGAACAACGCCGAGCUGCAGCGGCUGGAGAACAUGCUGCAGCGUGAGCGGAACGCGGUCGAGACGCUCGAGCGCCAGGAGCGGACGCUCCGGCAGCAGAUCGAGCUGAUCACGAAGCGCGAGUCGGACAUCCAGACGCUCGCGAACGAGUACGAGCGCGAGCUGACGAUGCUGAAGCACAACUACCGCGAGCUGCAGCGUAAGGCCGACGGCGAGCAGGAGACGCGCAAGAAGCUCGAGGGCCUGCUGCACGAGACGAAGCAGCAGCUGCAGGACGAGCGCAGCAAGCGCACGCGCGAAAUGAGCAACCUGCAGCAGUACAACGAUCGCAUCAACGCGCUAGAGAAGCAGCUCGCCGACGUGCAGGAGAAGUACAAGGCGGAGGUCGAGGGUGCGCAGAAGAGCAAGAAGCAGAUCGCCGAGCUGCGGAUGGUGGCGAGCAAUGCGGAGCAGCGGACGCUCGAGCUGCACUCGGUCAUGAACGGGCUGCAGACGAUGCGCGACAUGCUGCAGCAGGAGGUGGCAGACCUGCAGAGCCAGCUGGCGCAGGAGCGCAAGACGCGCCUGAACCGCCUCGAGCUGCAGAAAGAGCUCGAGGUGAAGAUUCAGUCUAUGUGCGGCGAUAUGGAGCGGAUGGCUGUGCGUGAGCAGCAGGUCUUCGCCGACAAUCAGACGCUCACGGAUCGCAUCUCCAAGCUGGAGAAGGAGAACGCUUCGUUCGAGUGCGAGUUGAAGGCGCUCAUGAAUCGCUAUCAGCAGGAGGUGAAGGCCCACCAGGAGACGACCAAAUCGCGCCAGCUCAACAACGAGGAGACCAACAUGCAGGAGGUGAAAGCCUUGCAAAGCAAACUCGCGGAGGAGAAGGUAAAUCGCCAGAAAGCGGAGCAGAACUCGCAGGAGAAAGAAAUCCAGCUGUCUAUGCUCUCGGUGGACUAUCGCCAAAUCCAGCAGCGGUUGCAGAAGCUGGAGGGUGAAUUUAGACAGGAAUCCGAAAAGGUGCUCGCCUUGCACAGCCAGCUGGAGCAGGAGCAGAGCAAGAAGAACAGCCUGCUGUCGGAAAUAAGCCUGCAAAGCUCGGAGGUGGCCCACCUGAAGGCAAAGGAGGUGCAGCUCAUGAAGGAGGUGCAGCAGCUGCGCGACACGCGCAAGAAGCUGGAAGAGGACGUGACGAAUGUGAAGAAAAAUCACAGCAUCAAUAUUCUUCAGAUGAAAGAAAUGCAGGAUCAGCUGGAAGCGGAGCAGUACUUCUCCAAGUUGUACAAAACGCAGUGCAACGAGAUCCGCGAGGAGAUGAAAGAGCGCGUACGACAGCUGCAGAAGCUGGAGGAGGAACGCGGCACCAUACUGCACCAGCUGCAGCUGGCGAACGUGCGAGCCGAGGCGGAGGCGCUGUCCCGCUCGAUCGCACUCGAAACGGUCACCGAUCUCGAGAAGGAGAAGACGAUGAAGGAGCUUGAGCUCAAGGACCUGCUGACCAAGCACCGCAACGAGAUGAUGGCCAAAGAUGCGGCCCUCGCGUCGCUGAAGGACGUCGAGGCGGAGCUGAACAAGAACCUCAACAACAAGGCGUACGAGCUGGACGAUCUGGCGCAGCAGAACAAGAAGCUGCAGGAGGAGAUGUACCGGUUGAAGCUGGAGGUCGGCGAGCUGGACAAGUGUCGCGCGAAGCUGCUGAAUGAAACCAUCCUGAAGCAGCAGGCCGUCAACAAGCUGGCGGAGAUCAUGAACCGCAAAGACAACAACCUCACCAGCAAGCAGAAGAUGAAGGUUAACUCGACGGCGGAGGUGCGCAAGAAGGAGAAGGAAAACAAGCGCCUGCAGCAGGAGCUGACGGUCGAGCGGGCCAAGUACGACGAGCUGUGUCAGAAGCAUAACGAAACGAUCAGUCAGCUAUCUCGUGAGAUCGACAUCAAAACCAAACUGCAGAUGGAAAUCGACUGCAAGGCGACGGAAAUCGAACAUCUGCAGAUGAAGCUGAUCGAGACCGCCUCACUGUCGUCGGUCGACAACGACAUGAUGGAGGAGAACCAGGACUCGAUCUUCGAGGGCUGGCUGAGCGUGCCGACCAAGCAGAACAUCAAGCGGUACGGCUGGAAGCGCCAGUUUGUGGUCGUCUCGCCGAAGCGCAUCAUCUUCUACAAUUCCGAGCAGGAUAAACAAAACACUAGCGAUCCCUUGCUGAUCAUUGAUCUAAGCAAGGUGUUCCACGUACGCCCGGUAACACAAGGAGACGUAAUUCGGGCCGAUCCCAAAGAAAUUCCGCGCAUCUUCCAGCUGCUGUACGCCGGCGAGGGUGAAGCUCGCCGCCCCGACGAGCAGCAGCAGCUCGACAUCAACCCAUCCCGCAGUGAGGAAAAACCGUUGACGCUACAAUAUAAAGGCCAUGAGUUCCUACACAUCAGUUACCAUAUUCCCACCACAUGUGAUCUUCCGUCGUGCCAGAAGGCCCUCUGGCACAUGUUCAAGUCGCUGCCGGCCUACGAGUGCAAGCGUUGUCGCUUCAAGCUGCACAAGGAGCAUGUCGACAACAACAACCCGCUCGCACCGUGCAAGCUGCACCACGAUCCAAACCACGCCCGCGAAAUGCUGCUGCUCGCGACCUCCACCGAGGACCAGUGCCGCUGGGUGAACCGGUUGUCCAAGCGCAUCCAAAAGAGCGGCUACAAGGCGAACAGCUCCUCCACCAGCUCGACCACGCUCGCCAGCGGCGGCAACACCAGUGCCACGGCCGACUCGACCAAGGGCAUGCCGCGGUCCACGAUGCCAAGCCAGUCCACUCGGUCGAAUUUUAAGCCGAGUUCCGCCGCGAACGUUCAACGGUCCGCAACCCUGCCGACCAACGCAUCGCUGAAGCAACAGCCGCAACCCUAACCCUUGCCGCGGACCGGGUCCUUACGGGGGGAAGUUCGUGGUGGUGGUGGUGGAUGUAUCUUCUCUCUUUACUCGCUGCGCCCCCUCGCCCGUCCGGGCUGGAACUUCUUCAUCUUUAUUCAUCUAUUUCAUUUCACUCACCUGCUCAACCACAAUCAAUUUCACACUCCCCGAAGAAAAUAGAAAAAGAAAACGUCGAGUGUCGCAUUUGGCGCGUCAAGCUGCCAAGGCUGGGUAGACCACUGCUGGCUGGCUGCGCUGUUCUAAUCCAGCUGGGACCAUACAACGUUACAAGAACGUUACCACCUCGCGACUACAGCCCUCCCGUUCAGAUUCCGUUUAGUUAGGUAGAUUUCUGUUUUACGAAUUAUCUGGCGGUAGAAGCGUAAGCUUUCUUUCGAAUUUGUCAACCGUUGUCAAGUAUUCACUUUGCGAUUCGUUGACGCAAACCGCACGGUAGUAGUAGAAGAAGUCUAGUUUAGAUCAGGCACUUAUUCGAUUUUACUACUUGUGUCGUUCUUACCGCUUCGAGCACGGUCCUGGGGGCGCUACAACACCAACACCCGUUGUACGCCUCAGGGUUUUGUGUGUUGUCUGUUUAUCAAGUGCAUUAUCGAGAAUGUACGAAUUUUCUCCAUUCGAAUGCGCCGAUUAGAUAAACCGACGCGGUAUAUUUUUCUCUUACAUUUUAUUUCACGAACAUGCACCAUUAUUUAUGCAUACCUUUAUGACAGGAAACCAGCGCAUAACCGUUCGAAACAUUUGUAGUGAGCGAAGGGGAGGUAACACAAUACGCAUAUCAAUUCUUCUACGAAAGGAAGAAACAUUAGGAAGGUUUGGCAGGUUUCGAGCGCAAGCAAAGAGAACUUUAAGGAGGUGCGUCUAUUUAGAAGGUUUGAACGAACAACACAUGGUUUUAUCUUACGCAUUGUCAUUGUCGAGAGCAUACGAAUUCGCUCCAUCCGAAUGGCUUAACUUUCUCUUACUUUUUAAUUCGCGAACGUGCACUAUUAUUUGUGCAUACAUUUAUUUAAAUUUUCAAUCAAAUUAUUCAAUUAAUUCGAAGCAUUAGAAGUCGCAGUAUAGGGAGUCGAAAAUCAGUAGAAAAUUAGAACGUCUUUACAACCGUUGCCGCAGCCAGCAGUGGUCCCAGCCGGACGAAGGUGAGAUGAUUCGAGCCAAAACACACACACGAGAAUUGUUAGCGUGCGACUGAAAACGAUUGGCUAUUACAUUUUUACUGCGCUCUUUAAUCCAUUUCUGUUCAAGCGCUGCCAAAGAGACAGGCUUACAAACGAUAACAAAACAUGAAACAUUCGCUGUAGAUUAUAGCAACCGAUGUACUUCGUUUUCCAUCAACUAUAGUUGUGUUAUUUAUAUACUUUCAUCAAAACAAACCUUGUAUGUGAUCAUCGUAAACAACAUUUCCA